Yamadazyma tenuis ATCC 10573 is the source of this 966-nucleotide messenger RNA. It is a transcript of the gene KIN28, whose product is annotated as TFIIH complex serine/threonine-protein kinase subunit. Gene Ontology annotation, biological process: protein phosphorylation; positive regulation of transcription by RNA polymerase II. The record is from RefSeq and is a predicted model, not a curated record. Gene Ontology annotation, molecular function: RNA polymerase II CTD heptapeptide repeat kinase activity; cyclin-dependent protein serine/threonine kinase activity; ATP binding. Gene Ontology annotation, cellular component: transcription factor TFIIH holo complex; nucleus; cytoplasm. Lineage: Eukaryota; Fungi; Ascomycota; Pichiomycetes; Serinales; Debaryomycetaceae.
AUGACUGAAGUGAACGAAUUGAAGUACUCGAAAGAGAGGAAAGUAGGAGAAGGAACCUACGCUGUGGUGUACCUAGGGAAACAGAUGAAGACUAAGAGAAGCAUAGCCAUCAAGGAAAUCAAAACUGGGCUCUUCAAAGAUGGAUUAGACAUGUCUGCCAUACGCGAAGUCAAGUAUCUCCAAGAACUCAAACACUUGAAUGUCAUAGAACUUAUAGAUGUGUUUUCGUCCGCCAACAACUUGAACUUGGUGCUCGAGUUCUUGCCGUGUGACUUGGAAGUGUUGAUCAAGGACCAGUCCAUCAUUUUUAAGCCUUCAGACAUCAAAUCGUGGUUGCUCAUGACAUUGAGAGGUGUUCAUCAUUGCCACAGAAACUUCAUAUUACACCGAGACUUGAAGCCCAAUAACUUGUUGAUAGCACCCGAUGGCCAGUUGAAGAUAGCCGAUUUUGGGUUGGCCCGUUCGUUGGGUAACCCUAAUGAAGACUUGUCUCCCAUGGUAGUGACUAGGUGGUAUAGAGCCCCCGAAUUAUUGUUUGGAGCUAAACACUAUACAUAUGCAGUUGAUAUCUGGGCGGUGGGGAUAAUAUUCGCCGAGUUGAUGUUACGAAUCCCAUAUCUUCCAGGGAAAGACGAUGUGGACCAAUUGGACGUGACUUUUAGAGCCUUGGGAACCCCCACAGAACUGAAUUGGCCCAAUGUGUCAUCAUUACCCUUAUACAACGCCUUGAAGGUGUACCCUCCUCCAUCUCGGCAAGAGAUUCGACUCCGGUUCAGUGCCGCCACAGAAAAGGCCUUGGAUUUGUUGAUGCUGAUGACUCAGUUGGAUCCUAGCAACAGGUGCGAUCUGACCUCUGCCUUAUUACACGAAUAUUUCCUAGAGUUACCCAAGCACACCACCCCGGCCCAGCUUCCUAAGAAGGGAGGUGUCCAGGAAGAUGAGUCCAGUAAGAGAAGAAAACUCUGA